AUGGGUAAAGAUAAGAAGAAAGACAGUAAAAAGGGAGAGAAGUCUUUACCUCCCCCUGCAAAAGAUCCAUCUUUUGACGUUGCUACUUCCCUCCAGAACAUUCCUCCACCUGCAAGUCUAGUGGACGAACAGUUAGUUGCCCAGUUGGCUUCCAAAGAAGAAGUAAAAGAGACAGAGGCACCCCCAGUCCCAGAACUCAUUGAGUAUGAGGAGCCGAUUCUCACGCAGCUCAUUGUUGAAAGCUAUGAAGGAGAAAAGGUCCAUGGAUUGUAUGAGGGAGAAGGAACAGCCAAAUUUCAAGGAGGCAAUGUAUACAAGGGCAUGUUUUCGGAAGGCCUCAUGCACGGACAUGGAACCUACACCUGGGCUGAUGGAGUGCAGUAUGAGGGAAACUUUGUGAAGAACGUGCAGAUGCAUCAUGGCAGUUACACCUGGCCGGAUGGCAGCAGGUAUGAAGGUGAAGUGAAGAAUGGGAUCCGGCAUGGCUUUGGCAUGUACAAGUGCGGCACCCAUCCUGUUUCAUACAUUGGCCAGUGGGUUGAAGGCAAGAGGCAUGGCAAGGGAACCAUCUACUAUAACAAGGAAGGUUCUUCCUGGUAUGAAGGCGACUUUGUAAACAAUGUAAAAAGUGGAUGGGGGAUAAGAUGUUAUAAAUCUGGAAAUAUCUACGAAGGCCAGUGGGAAAGGGACAUGCGCCACGGCGAAGGGCGGAUGAGAUGGCUCACGAUGAAUCAGGAAUACACAGGGAAGUGGGUUAGUGGCGUCCAGCAUGGUUAUGGCACCCACACCUGGUAUCUGAGGAGAAUACCCGGGUCACAGUACCCCCUACGGAACGAAUACGUGGGCGACUUUGUCUAUGGGGAUCGUCAUGGAAGUGGCAAGUUCUUCUUUGCCAGCGGAGCGAUGUAUGACGGGGAGUGGGUUUACAACAAAAAGCACGGCAUGGGGAAGCUCGUGUUCAAGAAUGGACGUGUGUACGAAGGUGAAUUCAUAUAUGACCAUAUAGCGGAAUAUCCCACUUUUCAAGCUGACACUAUGGGCGUGGAAGAUCUGAGCCGCAUUCUUACAAAGAGCCCCUUUGAUACUGAGAGCAUCAAAGUUGUUGAUGGUACUGGAGGUUCAGCUGCACUGGGCUCAAGCAUUGAAAUAGAUAUAUCUACUUUGUUGGCGAUAUUUCCAGAGAAAGACAGGAAAGAAGAAAUCAAGCAGACAGAGUUUGCUGUGCUGAGACAUAUCUCCGAACUGAGGAGAAUCUACACCUUUUAUAGCAGUCUAGGAUACGACCAUUCUCUUGACAACACUUUCCUGAUGACGAAGCUUCAGUUCUGGCGGUUUUUAAAGGAUUGCAAAUUUCACCACUGCAACCUUACCCUUGCUGAUAUGGAUCGGAUCCUGAAUGAUAAAACAUUACUUGAUGAGAUCCAUUCUCCAUAUGAGACUUUGCUUCUUAGAAUGUUUUUGACAUACAUUAUCUAUUUGUCAUUCCAUAUCUAUCAUAAGGAGUUUAAGGAUACAAGUCCCCGCCUGUUCAAGUGCUUCUCCAAGCUGAUGGCAGAGAACAUCAUCCCCAACGCGUGCCAGAUAAAAGGCACCUUGUUUAGCGACCGCCAACAAACCGUGUAUGCGAUCAACUACAUUGACAAGUGUUGGGAGAUAUUCAGGGCCUUUUGCAGAGCCAGUCCCACUGCUCCUUACGAACCUACGAUGAAGAUGAGGCACUUCCUCUGGAUGCUGAAAGAUUUACGACUCAUAAAUAAACAGCUGACAGCAACCAAAAUUGUGAACAUUCUGGCAAAAGAUAGCCCAUGUGUCCGUGAUGGGGAGGACACUAACUUGGAGCAUGAGCUUGUUUUCCUUGAGUUUUUUGAUGCACUUCUGGACAGUGCCCUGAUCUAUGUCACGGAUGAGAUGCUGAAACAGCAAGCAGAAGAAGCCAGUCGGAUGGAGAGCUCCUACAGAACAAAAGAUUACUCAGAUGGGACUCGGGUCUCUCCUGUAUCUCGGGAAUUGUUCUCUGGUCAGUCUGUUCAAACCAGAAGCACAAGCAGUGGAGAAGGAAGCAACGAAACCAUGGAGGCCAGCGCAAUCCAUGUUAGCAGCAAGUCCUCUGCCAGCAAGAUUGUGCAUUUUGUGGAAGUUAGUAAGACAAAGAAGUCUGAGAAGGGAAAAGCCAAAGAUGGCAAAAGAGAGGACAGAGGCUCCCGACACCACAGUGCCAAAUCUCCCCAUAGAGAGAAGGCCACCGCUCCUCUCCCCCCAGCAACAAGCCUCUCCUUCUCCACCUCUGUGGAAGACAGCGGAGUGUUGGUGACAGUUCAGUCGGACUCAGAAAUGGAGGAAGAAGUAAUUCUUAGUGCUCCCAUGAAGGAACUGGCAGAUAAGCUCCAAGAAGCCAAAAAUAGCCAGAAGGACAAACUCAGUUUGUGGAUGAGUCAGAUAUACAUUUUCUUUGUCAACAAAUUCUUUAACAGUUACAAGCACUUGCAAGUCGUGCAGGAAACAGUCUUAGACAAUCGGGUUCGGGAAGCCGAACUGUGUGAGCUGAAGAAGAUCCAGGAAGAGGAAGAUGAAGCAAAACUUAAUGCUCUGAGGGAAGCAGAAGAAGCCCGGAAAAUGGAAGAGGCUGCAGCAGAAAAAGCAGCUCUGGAGCUCGAGGAAAGCUUGGCCAGGGAGCUGGAGGAGGGCUCUGUGCAGCUCGUGUCUCCACCAAAGGAAGAAUCCCCCGUUUUGCUGCAGGCACUGGCGAGCAGCAAGGCUGCUGCGGUCGGGAAGAAGAAGAAGAAAGCGUAAGAACCUCAUAUCUACUCAGUUUUGAAUCUGAUGGUGCAGCUUUCAAAAAAUGGUUUCAGUGAUAUUAGCAAUGAAAUGUUUGUAUGAAGCGGAUAAACCUGUUGAAGAAAAUCCCACA
This is a messenger RNA of Varanus komodoensis (Komodo dragon), 2908 nucleotides long. Its product is annotated as radial spoke head 10 homolog B-like. The record is from RefSeq and is a predicted model, not a curated record. The coding region runs from base 1 to 2790 and encodes 929 amino acids. The transcript has 20 exons. NCBI's taxonomy places the organism in Eukaryota, Metazoa, Chordata, Lepidosauria, Squamata, Varanidae.